Messenger RNA from Saxophila tyrrhenica, 4140 nucleotides. RefSeq lists its product as uncharacterized. The transcript has a single exon. Gene Ontology annotation, biological process: transmembrane transport; intracellular calcium ion homeostasis. Gene Ontology annotation, molecular function: ATP hydrolysis activity; ATPase-coupled monoatomic cation transmembrane transporter activity; ATP binding. Lineage: Eukaryota; Fungi; Ascomycota; Dothideomycetes; Mycosphaerellales; Extremaceae. Bases 1 to 4140 code for a protein of 1379 amino acids. Gene Ontology annotation, cellular component: membrane. The record is from RefSeq and is a predicted model, not a curated record.
AUGUCCUCCCACUACACGCGCCCUCGCGCUGACAGCCGCCCCCUCUACUCCGCCGCCAACAGCCGCGACGCCUCAAUGGACGAAGAAGAAUUCCUCCGCCGACGCAGCGACAUGUACCGCCGCGGCAGCAACAUGUCCGAGGCCAGCUUCCUCGCGGACGUGGAUAUGGCGCAGGACGAGAUGUUCUCGGGUCCGAUGAGCGAGUCGGUGCCUACGGCUACGAGCACUUUCGCGUAUCGCAGAUCGCGGCGGGACUCGGACGCGGAUUUUGAGUUUUAUGAUGAGGAGUUGGAUGCUGAUGAGAGUUUGGAGGAGGCGAUCGAGGAGGAGGAUGAGCUGGGGGCUUUGGAGAGGCAGGGGAGUUUUGAUGCUUCGGAUGCUUUUAUGGAGCCCGAGGUAGACUUGGAAGAGGAGGGGCAUGUAGGGAACGGGUACGAGGUUAGGAAUGGACAUGUCAGGAGGGAGAGCCGGCUGGAGAGGAAGAGCUCGGGGGUGUCCAAGAGCUCGAGGGGAAGCAGGACGUCGGCGGACACGCCCCUGUUGAGGCGGCAUCAUUCUGGUGGGAGUGAUGCUAGUGGAUUCCGGACCGGUGGCAGGGUGAGCCAGAAGAUUUAUAUCUUGACGGAGGAUAUGACGAUUGUGGUGGCCGGGUUCAAGACAUCGUUGUUCGGCUUUGCGCUGUACCUGUGUGUGUGCUUGCUCACUGGAGGGCUGGGAUACUUGCUCUUGCGGUGGCUGCCGAAGUGGUAUGUCAAGCUAGUGGGCCGAACUACGCAGCUCGCGAAGUGCGACUGGGUCGUCAUCGAGAACCAAUGGGGUGAGAUGAUCGUGCAGGAUAUGCAGAAGCAAGUCUUCGGUCAGUCGCUAUCAUCUGUGUUUGGCCAGAGCGAGAGGAACAAGAUGAUGGACUACGAUGAGUACGACGACCCGAUCAUGGACGAGCUCCGUAUCCUAGACUACCGCUACAUCCGGUUCUGCUUCCACCCGCUGAAAGACAAGUUCGUGUCUGGCAAUGUCUGGAAAGACCCCACAUGGUCGAACAUGGAUGCUCUCACCACAGUUCGCGCUGGUAUCGACAGUGACGAGCAGGAGAACCGGGAGCGCAUCUUCGGGAAGAACGAGAUCAACAUUGAGAUGAAGACCACCACUCAACUACUGAUGGACGAGGCUUUCCACCCGUUCUAUGUCUUCCAGAUUGCCAGUAUCCUCCUAUGGAGCAUGGACGAAUACUACUACUACGCCGGCUGCAUUUUCGUCAUCUCAGUGGCAAGCAUCACGACUACGCUCAUCGAGACAAAAGCGACCAUGAAGCGAUUACGGGAGAUCUCGAGAUUCGACUGCGACAUCCGCGUGCUACGAUCUGGGUUCUGGCGUUAUGUUGAAUCGAGUGAGCUGGUACCAGGUGAUGUCUACGAAGUCACAGAUCCCAAUCUUGGCCAGUUCCCGUGCGACAGCCUGUUACUUUCUGGCGACUGCAUCGUGAACGAGAGCAUGUUGACUGGCGAGUCUGUACCGGUAUCCAAGACACCUGCCACAGACGAGACACUCGAACGCAUCAGUCUGAGUGCUAGUGCCAUUCACGCCGACGUCGCCAAACACAUGCUCUUCAGCGGCACCAAGAUUAUUCGCGCUCGAAGGCCACAAGAUGCCGACAUCAACCAGGACGAAGAAGCGGCGGCUCUUGCUUUGGUGGUCCGAACCGGCUUCAACACGACAAAGGGCGCUCUGGUACGGUCGAUGCUGUUCCCUAAGCCAUCCGGCUUCAAGUUCUACCGCGACUCAUUCCGAUACAUCUCGGUCAUGGCAUGCAUUGCCGGCAUUGGCUUCAUUGCUUCGUUUAUCAACUUCAUUCGGCUGGGUCUGGAGUGGCACCUGAUUAUUGUCCGAGCCUUGGAUCUGAUCACCAUUGUCGUGCCUCCUGCGCUGCCCGCCACGCUCACCAUUGGCACGAACUUCGCUCUGGGUAGGCUGAAGCAGAAAAACAUCUUUUGCAUCAGCCCGCAGCGUGUUAAUGUCGGCGGUAAGCUGGACGUCAUGUGCUUUGACAAGACUGGCACGUUGACCGAAGACGGGCUGGACGUGCUUGGAGUAAGAGUUGUGAGCCGGCCAGCCAACAGAUUCACUGACAUUCUCACGGAUGCUUCUGCGCUACUGCCGGGCGCGACGUACGAGCGGGAUCCUACUUACGACUACAAUGCCAACAAAGCGAUCUUGUACACCAUGGCAACCUGCCACAGCUUACGUAUCGUGGACGACGAGUUCAUUGGCGAUCCUCUGGACUUGAAGAUGUUCGAAUACACCGGUUGGCAGUACGAGGAAGGCACGGAACGUGGUGCGGGCAACGCAACGGAGGACGAGGACGACCACUCGCUGUCGCCUUCCGUCGCCCGACCGCCACCUGGCCUGGAGUACGAUCUAGACGAAGACCAGGACUCGCCUAACAGUCGACGCCCGAUCGAGCUCGGUGUGCUCAAGUCUUUCGAGUUCGUCUCGCAGCUUCGACGAGCAAGCGUGGUUGUGCGCCAAUUCGGCGAGAAGAGCGCCGAUGUCUACGUCAAGGGCGCGCCCGAAGCCAUGAAAGACAUCUGCAAGCCGGAGAGCUUCCCAGCGGACUACGACGACUUACUAGCGUACUACACCCACCGCGGCUUCCGAGUUAUCGCUUGCGCAUCCAAGCAUAUCUUCAAGCUGAACUGGCUGAAGGUGCAGAAGAUGAAGCGUGAGGAAGCUGAGAGCAACCUGGAUUUCGUCGGCUUCAUCAUCUUCGAGAACAAACUGAAGCCUACAACGGAGGGCAUCAUUAGGGAGCUGCGGGAUGCUGAUAUCCGCACUGUGAUGUGCACCGGCGACAACAUCCUCACUGCUAUCUCGGUGGCCAGAGAGUGUGGGCUGAUUGACAGGAAUGCACACUGCUUCGUACCGCACUUCGAGGAGGGAGAUGCGCACACACCAUUAGCCAAGCUGACUUGGGAAAGUGUCGACAACCCAGUGUAUCAGCUGGACGAGCACACACUCAAGCCGCUGCCGCCGCCAGCAGAGCACGACUCGAGCUUACCGUACGACGUCUCGAACCUGCGCAACUACUCGAUAGCUGUUACAGGAGACGUCUUCCGCUGGCUGGUCGACUUCGCAAACCCCAAGCUUCUCCAGCAAAUGCUUGUCCUAGGCCAGGUGUUCGCCCGCAUGAGCCCAGACGAGAAGCACGAGAUGAUUGAAAAGCUGCAAAGCAUCGACUACUGUGCCGGCUUCUGCGGCGACGGUGCCAACGACUGCGGUGCCCUCAAAGCUGCAGACGUGGGCAUCAGUCUUUCGGAAGCCGAAGCCAGCGUCGCCGCCCCCUUCACCAGCCGCGUCUUCGACAUCAGCUGUGUUCCUUCAGUCAUCCGCGAAGGCCGCGCAGCACUCGUCACAAGUUUCAGCUGCUUCAAGUACAUGUCGCUCUACUCCGCCAUCCAGUUCACCAGCGUCAGCUUCCUCUACGCCUCCGCCUCGAACCUCGGCGACUUCCAGUUCCUCUACAUCGAUCUCCUGCUCAUCCUCCCCAUUGCCAUCUUCAUGGGCUGGACAGGCCCGUACCGCGAACUCUCCCGCAAACGACCGACCGCCAGCCUCGUCAGUCGAAAAGUCCUCACUCCCUUGCUGGGUCAGAUCGCCAUCUGCAUCGUCGUGCAGCUCGUCGGCUGGGAAGCAGUGCGCAAGCAACCCUGGUACCAGCCACCCGUCAUCGACCGCGAUCACUCCAACUCGCACAACUCGGAGAACACGACGUUGUUCCUACUCAGCUGCUACCAGUACAUUCUCAGCGCCAUCGUGCUCUCCGUCGGCCCGCCGUUCAGGCAGAGCAUGCGGCACAACCUUCCCUUCGUCAUCACCAUGUUCGUGGCGCUGGCGAUCAGCAGUUAUAUGCUGUUCGACCCCGCGCCAUGGCUGUACAAGCUGAUGGAGCUGACGUACUUGAGCUCGGUGUUCAAGAUCUUCAUCCUCGUGCUGGGAAUCGGUGGAUUCUGCUGCAUGUACCUGUCCGAGCGGCUGUUGUUCCCGCGGCUGGCGAAGGCGAUUGGGAAGGGGUAUGUUAGGGUGAGUGGGAAGGUGAAGAAGAGGAAGGAGUACAAGGAGAUUAUAGAGAAGAUGCGGAUAUAA